GACCAACUCGAAGGCAAAAUCACCCUGCCCCCCUCCCGCUACGAGUUCACAACUGUCUACGCCCACCCCCUCGCAAAAGCAGACAUCGUCCUCGUCCACGGCCUCAACGGCGACCCCCUCAAGACUUGGACCUCGCGCGAAAACGGCGUCUACUGGCCCGUCGACCUCUUGCCUGCCGCACUCAAAGACCAACAUGCGAAUAUCCUCGUCUAUGGGUACAACGCCGAUGUGUACUCCUCCCGCAAAACGCCUAACCGAUCCCCGUCAGAUAACUUCAUCCACCAGCACGCUCAGUCACUCAUCACCUCUUUGACUCACCACCGCAAGGCCGACGGGACGGAACGUAACCCCAUCAUCUGGGUUGCCCAUAGUCUAGGGGGCAUACUGGUCAAGAGGGCGUUGCUCUACUCCAAUGAUGUGAGAGCCCAUCACCAGGAGGAUUUCAGAUCCGUUUUUGUCAGCACAUACGGUAUCAUCUUCCUGGGGACACCACAUAACGGCUCCGACAUCGCAAUAUGGGGACGGGUUCUCCAGGCGAUGAGCGAGGUGGCGAUCCCGAGAAAGUUGUUUGAAACGCAGAGUGUGCUGCUCAAGGCGCUGAAGAAGGAUAACGAGGGGUUGCAGGAGAUUAAUUCCCAUUUUUUGGAUGUGUAUCAACGGUUUAGGAUCCAGAUGGUGCAUGAGGGGCAUACUAGUGAUGUCAAGGGGAGCAAGAUCUUGGUUGUUGAUGCUGCGAGCGCGGGGCCUCAGCUGCCGGGGGUGACGUAUUAUGGGAUUGAGAAGGACCAUUCGGGGAUGUGCAAGUUUGAGGGGGAGAAUGCGCCGGGGUGGAGGAAUGUGAGCACGACUUUAAGGCAGUGGGUGGCGGAUGGGGUGAAUUUGAUUCCGCCGAGGUGGUUGUUGGAGGAGAAGGAUAGGCAGUUGAGGGCGAGCUUGGAGAAUUUUGAGAGGGCGAGGACUUAUGUGAGUUUUCUGCUGUGCCCUUGUGUCCAUCAGAUGUACUGA
Podospora anserina S mat+ is the source of this 1005-nucleotide messenger RNA. RefSeq lists its product as uncharacterized. The annotation marks the transcript as partial. NCBI's taxonomy places the organism in Eukaryota, Fungi, Ascomycota, Sordariomycetes, Sordariales, Podosporaceae. The transcript has a single exon. The record is from RefSeq and is a predicted model, not a curated record.